This is a messenger RNA of Neohortaea acidophila, 1173 nucleotides long. RefSeq names its product TPR repeat protein-like protein. NCBI's taxonomy places the organism in Eukaryota, Fungi, Ascomycota, Dothideomycetes, Mycosphaerellales, Teratosphaeriaceae. Gene Ontology annotation, biological process: protein folding. The record is from RefSeq and is a predicted model, not a curated record. Bases 1 to 1173 code for a protein of 390 amino acids. Gene Ontology annotation, molecular function: Hsp90 protein binding. The transcript is spliced from 2 exons.
AUGACCCUGCAGAAUGGACAGCCUCAAACCGAUGCAGCUCCAUCUGCCGACAUUCCGCCAGGCAUGCAGAGGAUGAAAGAAUACACCGUCGACGAGCUGCUAAAAGAAAUGAACCGCGUGCCUCUCUUCAUGACUUCCCUCGACCAAACCGACGGCGAAGGCGGCGAAAACGUCGAGCUCGAGGCCCUCCGAGCCCUCGCGCACGAAGGCACCCGCGCCGAAAUUGCGCAAAACUUUCGCGAGCAAGGCACCGAGCUCGUGCGCCUGGAGAAGCGAUAUCCCGAGGCUCGCGACUACUACACCAAAGCCCUGCAGGCUCUAGAUGCGCCUCCCCGGGAACCAGACCCCGAACAAGGCCCCCAGAUCGUGGAGAUCGACGAAGAGGCCGAGGCGGAGAAGGAGCGCUCUAUCAGAGAAGCAUGCCUGGUAAAUAGAGCGCUCUGUAACCUUGAGAUGAAGAACUACGGCUCGUGCAACAGGGACUGCGCCGCGGCACUGAAGAUGAACCCGAAGAAUGUCAAGGCGUGGUACCGAGCGGCGUCUGCGUGUCUCGCUCUCGACAAAGUCGACGAGUCCAUCGAUGCGUGCGAGAGUGGCAUGCGCUUCGAACCGCAGAACUCCGCUCUCCGCACGCUUUUGACCAAAGGCCAACAGCGGAAGGUCCACCUGGCCGAGCUUGAGAGGGUAAGGGUUGAGCGUGAGACCAAAAAGCGAGCAGAACUUGCAGCGGUGCAGCGUGCAUUGAAAACACGUAGCAUUCCGACUCGGACCACGGACAGGCCGCCCGAGAUGCCCGAGGCAAGCAUCACUCUCGAAGACUCGUUGGAUCCAGCGUCUCUACUUAGCUUCCCGGUGAUGCUGCUGUACCCUGCCCACGCACAGACAGACUUCAUCAAGCAGUUCUGGGAGAAUGAGUCUAUCAGCGAACAUUUGUCUUAUAUUCUACCGGUGCCGUGGGAUACGGAGCACGAAUACACGCUGAACAGUGUCGAUUGCUACAUGGAGACGAUCGAAGGCGGCUUGAUCAAAGCUGGGAAGAAGCUUGCUCUGUUGAAGCUGCUGAGCAGUGGUAAAUUGGAGAUCCAGGACGGUCUGGUGAGGAUCAACGUCGUGCCACAAGCGAAAGCUACCGAAUGGAUCGGCGAAUUCAAAGCUCGCCGGGCAAAACCAUGA